Molecule: messenger RNA, 525 nt
Organism: Camellia sinensis
Lineage: Eukaryota; Viridiplantae; Streptophyta; Magnoliopsida; Ericales; Theaceae
Molecular function (GO): RNA-DNA hybrid ribonuclease activity; nucleic acid binding
Source: RefSeq, a predicted model, not a curated record
AUGGAAAAAACAUCUCUCUUUGGCAAAUGGGACAUUGAUUUGCUAUCCACUAUUGUUAACCAGCAAGGUCUCAAUGAGAUUCUAAAAGUUUAUAGGCCCAGAUAUGUUACAUUCACUGAUGCUCCAACCUGGGUUUCCUCUUCUUUUGGUAACUUCACUACAGCUUCUGCUUUUACUUUCAUUACUAAUUCUGAGCUGAGUAACAGAGGGCUCACUAUUCUCUUCCAAAAAGGCACUAAAGAUGUAGUCAUUGAAUCAGAUUCUGAACAGGCUAUCAAUCAGCUUCUUCAUGGUCCAAACCAAAAUUCACCAUACAAGGCCCUCAUUGAAGAUGCCAAGUUUUUACUCAAAAAGUGUAGCUGUUCUCUGGUUCACACCUUGAGAGAGGGAAACAGAGUUGCUGAUCAACUGGCUAACAUAGGAGUUGCACAAACAGAACAUGUUGUAUUUCUUGAAAGUCCUCUAGAUGAAGUUAGAGCUUCACUUGUAGAUGAUGUAACUGGUGUUAGAUUUGAGAGGGACUAA